GACGAGAUGUCCGCUUAACUCAACUUGUUCCAACUCAAAAAAUAAAUCAAUAAAGGACGCUACUUCAAUCUCGUUGUUACAGCCUCCCACUUCGUCUCGUAAACUAUCUCGACUGUCGAAUCUGAUCCCCCGCCAACUCAUCUUUCCCAGCACAGUAUCCUCCGUUCCGCUUUCAAAGAUGUGCUUCGGCGUCACCUGCUCGACUUGCUCAAAGGCAACCUGGCGCGGCUGCGGAGCGCACAUCCCCGCGGCGCUCAGCGGCGUGCCCGAGGACCAGUGGUGCACCUGCACGCCUAAGGUCACGGUCAACGGCAAGGACGGCUUGUUGAGCAGAGGCAGUUCGAAUGACAAGGCGGCACAGGGCACUGAGAGACGGGACGAGCUGUGACGAGCUGUCGGCUUGAUGCGCGAGCUGUCGCCGUGGAAAGGCGGCUGUACUUGUAUGAUCUGACUGGGGGGCGUUGGUGAAUGUUGGCUUGCAGAGGGACGACGAGGGAACGGCGACGAUGUAGAGGAAUCUUGAGUUGAAUUAAAAAUCUAUCGCAUCCUAUGCCUUUCUCAACAACGUUCACAUGGCUCGCGGGAAGCACAAAAUGAAAGAGACCUUUGCAGCCGAAUUCCGGACACUGUCACGAGCAUGCGUUCGAGGCAGGCCUAUUGGUACC
Messenger RNA from Colletotrichum navitas, 665 nucleotides. RefSeq lists its product as uncharacterized. The transcript is spliced from 3 exons. Bases 179 to 388 code for a protein of 69 amino acids. NCBI's taxonomy places the organism in Eukaryota, Fungi, Ascomycota, Sordariomycetes, Glomerellales, Glomerellaceae. The record is from RefSeq and is a predicted model, not a curated record.